AAAGAAAGAAUGGAGUCACAACACAACAUGGAUCCACCGCUCUGCGCUAAUGGCUGCGGCUUCUAUGGAUCAGUACAGAAUCUGAAUUUAUGCUCCAAGUGUUAUAAAGAAUACCAAAAGCAAGAACAUGCAAUAAAAGUGGUGACUUCCUCCAUAUCCCAGCCUUCUUUGGCAGCUGAAACUGUUGUAGAUUCAAGUAUUGAUGAAGCUGCUUCAACAAGCACGAAGAAUCGGUGCACUAGCUGCAACAAGAGGCUAGGAUUAAUGGGGUUCAACUGCCGUUGUGGGAAUGUGUAUUGCAGGUCGCAUAGAUACCCUGAAGCCCAUGCAUGUACAGUCGAUUAUAAAGGACUUGGCCGUCAGCUUUUAAUCAAGCAAAAUCCACUUCUCAAGGCUGAUAAAUUGCAAGACAGGAUCUAGUUGCAGCAUAUGAAUUUAAAGAAGAAA
This is a messenger RNA of Hevea brasiliensis (rubber tree), 447 nucleotides long. RefSeq names its product putative zinc finger A20 and AN1 domain-containing stress-associated protein 8. Gene Ontology annotation, molecular function: DNA binding; zinc ion binding. The record is from RefSeq and is a predicted model, not a curated record. The transcript has a single exon. NCBI's taxonomy places the organism in Eukaryota, Viridiplantae, Streptophyta, Magnoliopsida, Malpighiales, Euphorbiaceae. Bases 10 to 420 code for a protein of 136 amino acids.